Molecule: messenger RNA, 2442 nt
Organism: Penicillium arizonense
Lineage: Eukaryota; Fungi; Ascomycota; Eurotiomycetes; Eurotiales; Aspergillaceae
Product: SLC26/SulP family anion transporter
Exons: 3
Coding region: 1-2442 (813 amino acids)
Biological process (GO): transmembrane transport
Cellular component (GO): membrane
Molecular function (GO): secondary active sulfate transmembrane transporter activity
Source: RefSeq, a predicted model, not a curated record
AUGCCGGAACCUAUCUCGACACGCGUCGGCCACGCUUUAGCCACAGUCUUGCGUAUUGACUUGGGUCCAACAGAACCACCAAUGGGAGAUGACAUCGGUCCUUUCAGCUAUGUUGAGUAUGAGCCUACUGCUGGGGACUGGAUUCAAUCUCAUACACCGACCACCCCUCAAGUCCGUCGCUAUUUGGUCAACAUGUUUCCGUUUCUCCAGUGGAUCAUGUCUUACAAUACGCAAUGGUUGAUUGGGGAUCUCGUCGCAGGCAUCACUGUCGGCGCGGUGGUCAUCCCCCAGAGUAUGGCAUAUGCCGAACUAGCAAAUCUGCCCCCAGAGUAUGGUUUGUACUCUUCAUUCAUGGGGGUCUUGAUUUAUUGGUUCUUUGCGACCUCAAAGGAUAUUACCAUUGGGCCCGUGGCCGUGAUGUCCACACUAGUCGGCUCGAUCCUCAUCAGAGUCCAAGCGGUUCACCCAGAAAUCUCUGGCCCAACUAUCGCUUGUUCUUUGGCAAUUAUCUGCGGUGCAAUCGUGGCGUUCCUCGGAUUUCUGCGUCUUGGCUUCAUUGUCGAUUUCAUUCCACUCCCUGCCAUCACGGCGUUUAUGACGGGAUCGGCCAUCAAUGUCUGCGCUGGCCAGGUCAAGACUGUUCUUGGGGAAAAUGCACACUUUUCCACUCGUGGAGCAACGUUCAAGGUUAUUGUUGAUACCCUGAAACAUCUUCCAUCUACUCAGAUGGACGCCGCAAUGGGCCUGACAGCUUUGGCCAUGCUCUAUGCCAUCCGGUCUGCUUGCAACUAUGGAUCAAGGAAGAAGCCUCACAAGGCCAAAGUCUUCUUCUUUCUAUCCACCUUGCGCACUGCCUUUGUCGUUCUCUUCUACACCAUGAUCAGCGCUGCAGUUAAUAUCCACCGACGCGACCACCCUGCCUUUAAGUUACUGGGAAACGUCCCUCGGGGGUUCAAAGUUGCGGGUGUCCCUAAGAUAGAUAUCCCAAUCAUCAAGGCAUUCAUGGGUGAGCUCCCUGCUGCCGUUAUCGUCCUCUUGAUUGAGCACAUUGCUAUUUCAAAAUCAUUCGGUCGUGUCAACAACUACACCAUUGACCCUUCACAAGAAUUCAUUGCAAUCGGCAUCUCGAACCUGCUCGGGCCUUUCUUAGGAGCAUACCCAGCUACAGGCUCAUUCUCACGAACUGCUAUCAAAGCCAAAUGCGGCGUGCGCACUCCUCUUGCCGGCGUCAUUACCGCUAUCGUUGUCCUUCUUGCAAUCUAUGCCCUGCCAGCGUUGUUCUUCUACAUUCCUAAGUCCUCCUUGUCGGCUGUCAUUAUCCAUGCGGUAGGCGACCUCAUCACACCACCAAGUGUCACUUACCAGUUCUGGCGUGUUUCUCCAAUUGACACCCUCAUUUUCUUAAUGGGUGUUAUCGUGAUCAUAUUCUCAACCAUCGAGACCGGGAUCUAUUGCACGAUCUGUGUAUCGCUAGCAGUCCUUCUCUUCCGAACUGCUAAAGCUCGAGGCCACUUCCUCGGCUACGUCCAAAUUCAUUCGGUCGUUGGCGAUCAUCUCCUUGAUGGGACCCAGGGAAACAUAAACGCUGACUUUGACGCUGACAACGGUCGACGAGUCUGGCUCCCGACCUCGCGUCAUGAUGGUACAAACCCAUAUGUCAAGGUCCACCAGCCUGCCCCUGGAAUAUUUGUAUACAGAGUCUCAGAUGGGUUCAACUACCCAAACGCAAAUCACUAUACCGACCAUCUCGUCAAGCAUAUCUUCAAGAUGACACGCCGCACAGACCCAGAAGCAUGGGAGAAACCAGGAGACAGACCAUGGAAUGAUCCAGGACCGACACGCGCCGAGCGAAGGCUGCUCAGGGCACAGGAACCCCCAACCACGCCCCUCCCAACUCUCCGAGCAGUUAUCCUCGACUUCUCCGCCGUGAACAACGUGGACGUAACAUCCUGUCAAACCCUCAUUGAUAUCCGCAACCAACUCAACCGCUGGGCCUCUCCAAACCGAGUGCAAUGGCAUUUCGCCCAUGUCAACAACAAGUGGACAAGGCGCGCUCUCGCGGCGGCAGGGUUUGGUAUCUCCAGUUCAGCAAACGAUGGGACCUACAAGACGAAGGCUAUCUUCGACGUCGCAGAGAUCGUGGGCGAUGGCACUCUCCCCUUAUCAUCAGCCCAAUCCCAAAUCUUCGGUUCAAAGGAAGAGUGGACCAAGGACCCGGAGAUCGGGAUCAAGGUACAAGAGAACAGUGCCAAUACAUCGAUCAUAGGCGCUACAGAUGAUGAUACCCAUGUUAUCCAAACAGGCACUGAAACCGUGCAGGCACCUCGCCGACGCGGAAAAUCAAGUUCUAGCCCCGGUAUAACCGUCGUCGAUAGCAUAACUCGGCCACACUUCCAUAUUGAUUUGACCAGUGCUCUGCGGAGUGCCAUGUCGACUUCAUAG